Messenger RNA from Nasonia vitripennis (jewel wasp), 2591 nucleotides. RefSeq lists its product as uncharacterized. The transcript is spliced from 3 exons. The record is from RefSeq and is a predicted model, not a curated record. Bases 241 to 873 code for a protein of 210 amino acids. NCBI's taxonomy places the organism in Eukaryota, Metazoa, Arthropoda, Insecta, Hymenoptera, Pteromalidae.
UCGCCCCAAUAUGGAUUCCCGCGGAAGCUCGUCGCCUGCCACCCUCCUCCGCUGCAACAGUAGCUCGGCGCGCACGCUCCCCCUCGUAGUUGUGCAGCUGUUUCAGUGCAGGAUGCGCUCUGCCCUGUGAGACUCGUCCUCGAAGCUGAGGGAGCUUUCGGCCGCGCUUGCGACGGUAGGUUAUAUUAUUAUAGAGUACGGUUUCACGUCGUAGCACAAGUGCGCGAGAGACGAGUCGCGAUGAGUGACGAGGCCGGCCCGAGCAGCAGCACCACCAGGGCUAGUCUCAAACCCUCGCAGGGCUACCUCUACGCCUGUCAGAGGGCAGAACUGCUGGGCCUACCGACGCCCACCGAGGCCGAGUGGCUCGCCAGCGAGGAAUGCGCCAGGGAGCGCGAGGCGCAGGAGCAGGACGCCCACGACGACGCCGUCGCGCAGGAAUUGGAUGAAAAGGAGGAGGGCAUGAAACGCGUUGGCGGAGGAUUAGACGAGCUGAAUACGAUUCUAAACGCAACGCAAAAGAAGAUCAACAAGUUUAAGACGGUAUGCGGCAGUAUAGGUACGUUGCUGAAAGCCCGCGUCUCCUCACAACCGGGCACACCCGAGCACAAGUCCCGCGCAGGUUCGUCGACGGAACCGCAACCCGGCGACGAAGAAAAUCCAGAGCAGGAGCAGCCACCGGAAACGAACGAAGAGGCUCAACCGGACUCGGAACCUGGAGUCGAGAGGCCGAGGAUGACCGCCAAGAAGACCGACCUCAAUGCCAAGGUUGGCUCGCACCUCGACAAACUCGACUCGCUCAUCACCAAGGCUGAGAACGCCCAAUAUAGCAUGAAGCACCAGAACAAGCAGAUGAAGUCCUUUCUCAAAUGAAUUGAGAUAUCGAAAUGUAUUUCAUUGCUCCACACAUCUCUAUUCAGUUAAUUAAGCUAUACUUUGUGUUCUAUUUCCAUCUGGACUAAUUAGUUUAUGAGAUUUUGAAAGCCGUUCGUUAAUUUUACGAAGAUUUAUUUGGAUGAUAGGGAAAGAAGGGCAGAUUCAGCGAGUUUUUGUCACGUCUGAACAGAAUAACACCUUAAUUUUGUCAGAUUUAUUUGUAAAGUGUAAUAGUUUGUUACAUUUCUGUAUUAUUUGUCUUUUAGGUUUUUUUUUUAUUUCAUAAUAAUAAUUAUACUAUAGUUCAUCUUGAGUCACAUAAAAGUCAUAAUAAUUUCAAUCAUUUUUUUACCAUCAUAAAAGUAUUAUCUAAUGUUUACUUUUUAUUAAGCUCGACACUCAGUAAUAAGGAGAAUGAGUUUCAAUGCAGACAAUGCCUCUGUGAAGGGAUAUAAGCAUAUGUACUAUGAAGAAUCACAUUUACAGAUUUUGAACACAUAACAUUAAAUGACGAAAAAAACUUUUGAAAAUAUAAAUAAGUACACAUACUCUUUUAAGAAUAAUCUAUAAAUACAACGAAAAUGGAUUUCAAUCAUCGAAGUAAAUAAGCUUCUCCAUUAUAUAACGAUAUAAUUGUUAAAGGCCAAACUAUGUAUGUUAUUUAUAACUUUUUUUCAUUAUGUUUUAGUAACGAUGAUGAAGGCCAAUUAUGAAAAACAAAAAAUUCUUCCUGAUUCUACGUCGAAAUAUUUCAUUUUAAACAUAUAUUCGAUCAAUAAUACACUUUUGUACUGAAAAAAUGUAUAAAUGCAGGAUUUUUAAAGCUUGACAGAAAACUUGUAAUGUUUGCUAUGCAAAUGUCAAAUGUUAACGAAUUUUUAGAAAUUUUUGCAAAUGAAGUCUUCCUUUUCAUUUUCUGCAAUAUUAUAUUCAACAGCUGACGAAUAUAAGUAUAAAAAAAUUGAAAUGAGAACACUGUGUGAUACUCCGUAGUUAAAUGGAUUCUUGUGGAACGUUUUUGAAACAGGGCAGCUUACCGAUUACUUUCUUCAAGUCGAAAAACUUUCAACCAGUAUCCAUGAAUUCUAAUAAGGGAUUACACUCGAGGGUAGUCGAUUUUCGUGGAACGUUUUUGAAAUGCUCUCGUGCCUUCUGAUUGGUUAGAUUUUUUUAAUCGAACGAUCUGAUUGGUGUAUUUCAAAAACGUUCCAUCGCCAGAGUUACCUUCCGCCCGCAAAACGGAAGUAUUGAGUGGUUUCUCUUGUAAUUGCAAUAGUCGUUUUUUUUGUCUUCGAAGUUUUUGGAAAUAUUGUACUAAAUACUUGUAUACAUUACAAAAUAAUUAGAAUACGUGAGAUGCUUUGAUGCACGAUGAACAUAUCAUUGUAAGAAUCAACAAAAAAAAAAAAAAAACGACAAAUAAAUUAUGGUGUAACACAUUCAUACUGAUUGAAACACGUUGUGCAAUGUGCGAGGGUGCAGCGAGCGAUGUGAAUGUAUUGCAAUGUUAAGUUAUACAAAAAUAAAUACACCGCAAUUUUUUGGUGGUGCAAAUUAGUUGUGCAAUUUUGUGCCUCGCGUCAUAAUUACUGAUCAAUAUUUUUUCUUGAGUUAUAUACUGUGCAAAAAACUGUGAAAAUCGUCGUAUUGAACAAAUUUGGUGUACGUUUAAACUUCUAAAAUAUUGAAUGAAAUAAAAGUACAAUGUAGACAUA